Messenger RNA from Morone saxatilis (striped sea-bass), 3092 nucleotides. RefSeq names its product NACHT, LRR and PYD domains-containing protein 3-like. The transcript is spliced from 11 exons. The record is from RefSeq and is a predicted model, not a curated record. NCBI's taxonomy places the organism in Eukaryota, Metazoa, Chordata, Actinopteri, Moronidae. Bases 321 to 2444 code for a protein of 707 amino acids.
AGAAACUGAGUCAAAAACGAAAGUUAAAGCUGACAGUGAGGCGGAGAGGAGUUUAAACAGACCCCCGGUGACAUUAUCGAACAUUUUAUACUUUAUUUUACCCGUAUUAAUUAUUUGUUAGGGAAAUAUAACUCUCUAACGUCAACACUGUAUCGAUAAACGGGUUAUGUUGACUAAAAUAAUGUUAGCAUAACCGUGAGGGCGGGUAGUGGCAGCCUGUUGUGAGUAAUGUUAGCACGGUGGGUCCUUUUCUUGGAUAAAGUUACUGCGAUAAGUAAGACUUAAGCUCGCUGUGAGUGUGUCCCCCUCCCCACACAAACAUGGACCCGGACACUGAAGUGGAAAGCAUAUUUAGGAUUGGGAAUGAGGAGGAGGAUGAGGAGGAGAAGAAGAAGUGGAUGAGGCCUCCCUCCAGCUAUGGUUCAAUGAAGAGUGAGAGCGAGAGUGAUGUGAUGGAGGAGGAGGAGGAGGAGGGUAACGAAGAACAAGUUGCUGUGGCCGUCUCUUCCUCAUUGCCUAUGGUCCUACCUGGAUCGAGUAUUAAGGACGGGACAGGGUUGCAGAUGAUCCGCUCAGAGUCUCCAGAGACCCUCUACACCAUGACCACUCAGCAGACCCAACCCCCGGGGGCUGUUGUCAUUGACACCAGGUCGUCUGAUCUGGAGGAUUAUUCAGAAAACGAGGAGGAUGAUAUGGAUGAAGUUUUAGUAACUCAUUCCCCAGAACCACCUGAGCCUGUUGAACCAGAUGACACAAUGCAGAUUGACGAGAACAGCCAGCCAGGCAGACUGCACCCAGAACAGGACCUGCCCCACAUAUUUAAGAGUAUCCAGGCUGCUGUGACGGCCCUUACCAAGGAAGAGCUAUGUAAAUUUAAGAUGUGGUUUUACCAGUGGGAACCAGGCAUAACCCUGCAACAGGUGAUGGAGGGAGACAUUCUUGAUUUUGUGGACAGGAUCCUGGAAGUCCUUGGCUUGUAUCGUUCCUUGUUGCAUACAAUAAGCACCCUAGAAAGUAUCAACAAGAAACCAGAGGCAGAAGAUUUACGGAAUCAGUGCAGGAGAGCGUUGACCCGUUUUCAUCUGAAGCAGUAUUUGUUCAGAAAACACCAAGUCAUCCGUGAGGGGGUUGUUCGAGCCGGGAGGCAGAAUCUUCUAGAUACUGUCUACGUUGAGCCCGAGAUUUCCACCUGUGGUUAUGGAGGCGUCGACCCCUCCCAUGAGUUCCGACCACAGCCUCUGACUCCUCUCCAGGUCCCCAGUGCUGACACCUUUGUUAGUGUGAACAAUCUGUUCCGACUGCAGAAGGAAGAUGGCCAGCCGGUGAGGACGGUGCUCACCACUGGGCUUCCAGGAAUUGGUCUGGGUGUCUCUGUGGCGAAAUUCUGCAUGGACUGGGCCGAAAUGCGCGCCAAUAAGGAUCUGCAGUUUGUCAUCAAACUUUCUUUCCGAACUUUCUGGUAUCUGCGAACCAAAAACCCACUCCAUUCAGAGAAGGUGUCCAUCAUGGAAGUGAUAGAAUAUUAUCAUCCUCAGUGCAAAGGCGUCAAAUACCUGGAGGAAGAGGACUGUAAAUUUCUCAUCAUAAUGGACGGAUUUGAUUGUUACCAAGCUCCUCUGGACUGGGAGAAUGCCCCAGUAAUAAAUGACAAUUACACCCAAGCACAUCCUGACGUUCUGAUUGUGAAUAUCAUCCGAGGCACUGUGCUUCGAGGUGCCCGCAUCUGGAUCCUGGGGAGACGGGCGGCUGUCUCGCAAAUACCGUCUCAAUUCAUAGACUUGGUCACGGAAAUACAGGGCUUCAAUGAUGCGAUGAAAGAUGAAUUCCUGACUAAGCGCUUUUGCGACGCAGAGCUAGCAGCGAAGAUUGUGGCACAUUACAAGCGCGUCCCGACGCUCAGAAUAAUCACUCGCCAACCCUUUGUGUGCUGGAUGGUGGCCACAGUGUUCGAGCGCUGCUACCGUUAUCGGGACUAUGGGGUACAUCCCCCCAGGCUGACACCAUUCUACGUCACCAUUUCGAUCGUCCAGAUCAAUCGCAGGCUGCAGUUCUACUAUAACAUGCCGGACAACGCCCUGAAAUGGUCCAAUGAAGACAGGAACCUAUUGACAAAGUUGGGGAAGAUGGCCUUUAAGAUGCUGGAGAGGAAUACCAGUGUGUUCUUUGAAGAGGACGUGAAGGAGUACGGUCUGAAUGUGACCGAGGUGACCGUGUUCUCCGGCAUGUGCACUGAGCUCCCCAGUGCAUCCUCAGAUGGGCGGAGGGUGUACUGCUUUAUACACUUCACCUUUCAGGUAAAAUAUUUCCAUCUCACAGACGCUAGACGCUGCACUGUGACAUGUGACACCUGGUUUGGUCCAAUAUGGAACUUAAACAAGUGUGAUAAUGUGGAAAGAAUUGACUUUGACUUCACUUAUUUUGUGGAAAAACCAGAUCAGACCUAAUGUAUUAGACAAAGAAUAUUAUUUUAAAUUGUAAAGUGUGUAUAUACUGUACCACCAAGGUCAGUGUUCACUAGGUGAUUUUUAACAGGCCAAAAAACAAAAAAGGUGGCAGGUGCUGAGUAUUGUUUAUCUGAUGCGUUUGUAUUGUAUCAGAGUAUUAAACCCAGUGUAAUCACAAUUCAAGGAGGUGGGGAAAAGUUGAACGAGGUUUUAUUUAGAUAUUAAUAACUUACAGUGUCACAACAGGUGAUCCUCAAAAACUUGUAUUGAUCCCAAUUUUGGCUGACUUUUCCAGAUAUUAGUAUUAGCACUAUGCUGUGUUCUAAACUUAGUUAUCACCACCUGAUGUAAAAACUACUUUCUGAUUUAAAACAAAUAUUAACAACUAGAAGUAUAACUUUAGCUUAGUCCACUAUGAAAAACAUACACACACAGAUCAGCCAUAACACUAUGACCACUGGCAGGUGAAUUGAAUAACACUGGUUAUCAUGGCACCUGUCAGUGGGUGUGAUAUAUUAGACAGCAAGUGAACAGUGAACUGGAGACUCAUUGAUUCACAUGGGGAGCGAAGGCUGGCCUGUGUGGUCCGAUCCAACAGACGAGCUACUGUAGCUCAAACUGCUGAAACAGUUAAUGCUGGUUCUGAUA